Molecule: messenger RNA, 897 nt
Organism: Cannabis sativa
Lineage: Eukaryota; Viridiplantae; Streptophyta; Magnoliopsida; Rosales; Cannabaceae
Exons: 4
Coding region: 1-897 (298 amino acids)
Source: RefSeq, a predicted model, not a curated record
AUGGUCUUAGCAACUGAGGUAAGGGUAAGGCUAAUCAGUGAGAUUGAAGAGCUUGAGGCGUGGUCUGCAUAUGUGUUUUGGUCUGUGUGGUUUAGGAGAUUAGAAAUGCCUCCUAGAAGGUCAGGAUGGGAAGAGAGCCUUCCCGCACUGGAAGGAAUCAUUCAUAGGCAGGAUGAAGAACUUCGUCAGUUGAGACGUCAACCGGAGCCGCCAGUCCAAAUAAGGCAGGAUGCAAAAAAUAGAGACCCACCAGCUGCAGUGGUAUAUCCUGCUACAGAGGCUAGACAUGAGAUGUUAGCAGAGAGAUUUCAAAAACAACAUCCACCUGAGUUUGAAGGAGGCAUAGACCCAGUGGUGGCUGAAGAGUGGAUAAGUCGCAGAGAAAGCAUUUUGCAGAUUCUAAGGGUCGAUGGGAAUGACCGAGUGAAGUGUGCAUCAUACAUGCUGAGGAAAGAUGCUCGUAUCUGGUGGGAGGUGGUGGAACAAACAAAGGAUGUAGAUACCAUGAACUGGGAUGGUUUCAAAAAGAUUUUUAAUGAGAAAUAUUAUAACUCAGCAGUUCUAGCAAGGAAGGUCGAUGAAUUUACUGGAUUAGUCCAAGGGAGCCUUACUGUGACUGAGUAUGCACAAAAAUUUGAUAGAUUGGUGAAGUUCGCUCCAGAUCUGGUACCUACUGAUAGAGUGCGAGCACAUCGAUUUGUGGAAGGCCUGAAACCAAUGGUUGCUCGAGAUGUGGAAAUUGUGUCAAGGGGUCAAUUUAGUUAUGCUCAAGUUGUCGAAAUGGCUCUUACGGCGGAGCGAAGUGAAAACAAAAUUUGGAAGGAAAAUGCUACUAGGAGAGAAUCUAAGAAAGGUGGAGCCAAUUCUAAUGACCACAAGAAACGGGGACAGGACUAG